AUGCAGCUCCACCUUCUCCUCUCAGCCCUGUUUACCUUUCUCACUCAUUCUUUGGCCUGGCUCUAUCAGUAUCCGCCUAAGCAUGUUCCGGAUCAACGAUCUCCCAGCGGAGCUAAGGGCCCUUAUCAUCCGCACAGCCGCGCUCAUUCCUGGUUCGAGACACAACUUGCUUCUGGUCUCAAGACUGACUGUGCACAGACGUUCUUCAUCCUGGCCAUCCCCAUCCUCUAUGAAGCUCCUCACGUUGCCAAAGCCGGCUCCUUCUUCCUCCACACGGCGGAAACUCCACCUCCAGGAUUCUCCAGCUUUACGACGGAAGAGCUCGUCAAGCGCGGCUUCACCAAGUAUGCGGCUCUCAAGCACGUCCGCCACCUCAGUAUCGUCGACCCAGCCUAUGCUGUCUCUCGGUACAACGCCCACGACGGACCCAUCGUCCUGCGGCCGGAGCCGGAGUUUAUCACAUCGUUGAAGCUCGCCACACCCCUAUUGGAAUCGCUACCGCCGCUCAUGAUGCCGUCCUUGCAAACGGUACGCGUCGUCGGUGAGCGCUUCCCCUCAUACAACUACUUCGCGUCCAUGAGAGUGUGGGAGGAGUUCUUCGAGGUCCUAAUGGAACGGAUGCAGCCUCGAGCAUGGUGCAUGAUCCCCGGCAUCUUGCUCCGCAUCGCCACCCGCAUAAUCAAAUUCUCCAUUCACUCGACCACGCCCUUCGAUCUACCCGUUCUCCACCUCCAUGACGAUAUCGCACGGUGUCUUGCCCGUGACUUCAGGCUGGCCUGUGAGCCGCUUCCGGGCAGUACAACCUACAUCCACCUCGGCGGCGAGCGGGACAACUCGCUAGGGGAUCUGGGGCCAGACCAUUACAUCUAUGGUCUUGACGGGAUAGCAGACCAGGAGCGGUGCAAGAAAGAAAUCCUCGGUUCGGCCGACUCGAUCCAGUCGGCGAAAGACGUCGAGAAGGACCAAGAGGACGGGAAUGUCGACGAAGGCGACGAGGACGAUGAUGCGUGGGACCUUCCCCGCGACCGGCUAGAGGACAUCGUCGAUCGAUCUCGCAUCGUCAUCACCACCCCACUCCCGGCCGGCGCAGACCCUUCCUCCAGUGCGGCAACCCUCGGGGAGAUGCAGCGUAUAUUGAUGGAAGGACUGGUGGAGGGAUUCAGCUGCGAGAGGCCGACGUGGGGGUGGAUGGUCCGGCGGCUUCAGGUCGAGGUCAGGCUUCAUGAGGGCGAGGGUCCAGCUUGUUCAACAUAUCGCCGCACCUCCCCUCCUCUAUAG
Molecule: messenger RNA, 1278 nt
Organism: Dioszegia hungarica
Lineage: Eukaryota; Fungi; Basidiomycota; Tremellomycetes; Tremellales; Bulleribasidiaceae
Exons: 4
Coding region: 1-1278 (425 amino acids)
Source: RefSeq, a predicted model, not a curated record